AUGUCUUCAUUACAAAUCUCCAUUCUUUGUACUUUAUUGACAAUUAUAUUUGCUGAUAACAAGCCACACUUUUUUACUUCGUCGAACUAUGAACUAUGGUGUCAAGAAAAUACCCUGUCUAGUUCCUUAUUUCUCUACUCAAAUCGAAUACCGAUUGGCAUCUACCGAACAUCAAACAUUAAAUCGCUUAGUUAUCAUCUCGUCGAUGAUACGAAUAAUGGUUUAUUUGAAGUAAAGAGUAAACGUUUAGCAGAUUUUUAUUUUCUUAUUCUAAAUAUAACACGACCAUUUGAUAUUAAUCGAGAAUAUCAAGAUGUUUAUACACUACGUAUUCAAGCCAAUAUCGUUACGACACAAGAAAAUCAAAGCGAACAAACAGAAGUUCGUCUGCGCGUUGCUGAUUCGAAUGAUAAUGAUGGUGUGUUUGAUAUGGAUAUUUACGAGCAAACGUUUUUGACUCAAUCAAUUGCAAUUGAGCAAGCACUUUUACGAAUUCAUGCAAGUGACGCUGAUGAAAUUCAACAUGCUCAAAUACUUUAUGAAUUAGCAUCGUCAUUAAAUGAAACAUUUUCUCUUCAUCCAUUUACAGGUGAUUUGUAUCUGAUCACGAAAGAGAAUUUAACAACGCUUUAUGAAUUCGAUGUCUAUGCGUAUGAUCGUUAUCAGAAACGGCUCGUGGAUAAUAACAUGAAAACGAAAGCGCGUGUGAAAUUAAGUUUUAACAAUUCGCCAAGAACUUCGCUAUAUUUUCAAACGAUAUUCAAUAAGACGAUUGAGGUUAGCGAAAUGAUCUCUUCUUAUGAAAUUAAGAUAUUCGAACGCAAAUCAUUUCAUCGUCUAAACCUUCAUCAACCAAUCUUAACUAUCAAUACUCAACCGGAAGGAAAAGACUUCGACAUUUUUCUUCUGGGAAAUUCGUCUGGAAAUGUGAAAAAUCUCUUUCUCCAAGGAAACAAUGUCUAUUUGAAUAAAUAUUCGAUUGAAGAAUAUAAUCUUCAAUUUUUAAUCUGUUUCAAUCAACAUCAACGACGAUGUCAAUAUGCAAAUUAUCAUAUCGUUCCUCGAAUCGAUUUUAAUGAAUACAAUUUUCAUUUUAAACCAAUGAAGAUCAUCUCUCUCGAUGAGAAUCUACCUGUCGAUUCAUUUAUAACACGUAUUGAACUUGCAUAUGCAAAUCUCUAUGAAGAUCAAUCAUUAACAAUCAAUUACAAACUAUUAAAUGACGAUAAAUAUCUUCAGUUCUAUCUCGAUUCGAAAACUGGUAUUCUACGCGUAGCAGAACGUCUAGAAUAUCGAAAUUAUACAUUGGAUCUUCAAGCCAAUAUUCAAUUAUUCAAUCGACGAUACUCCAUUGAAACAAAUCUACAACUUCACGUGAAAGAAAUCAAUAAACAUCGGCCAAUGUUUCGAAAUAGCACACCGAUGGAAUUAGUUCAAUUACCAUAUCAAUUUCAAGCAUACGAUCUCGAUCAGAACAAGGAAACAAAUGGACGAAUAACGUAUCGAUUAUUGAAUUGUCAAACUUUGUGUCCAUUCCUACUCGAUCCAAACAAUGGAACAUUGAUGCUAAGAGGAAAAGAGUCAUUUCGGUCGAAUUUGAUGGCAACUCUACAAAUUCUUGUUUUCGAUUGGGGACAACCGAUAAGCUUAGAAAGUCGUAUAGAUGUUCGUUUGGAUCUUUCGUCGAAAAUAUCAAAACGAGAUUUAGGAAGAACGCGCGCUUAUUCAAGACGUUGGAGAAAGAAAACCACAUCGAGUUUCUUGAUGACAAGCACAUCGACAAUGAGUUCAAUUGUUCCCGAACAAAAUGUUUACACAACGCCGUCAUCAUCGAGCAGCGACACUGUUUUUCUAAAUAUUGGCUUUCGAGAGAAUAGCAGUUCGUACUCUGUCUCAGAAGAUGCUCAGAUCAAUACGGUUAUCGGUCGUUUGAAGAUUGAAUCAGAUUCAUUUCCAUUGAAUAUCAAUGAUGAAGAUGAUAAUUUAUUUUUCUAUACGAUCAAUGAUACGAACGUUCCAUUUAUAAUUGAUCAAAAUACGAAAACUUUGAAACUGAUCGAUCGACUCGACCGCGAGAAACAAAAUCGAUACGUGUUUGAAAUUGAAUUAAAAUUCAAAUCGAUCUAUUCGAUGAAAUUAUCUGAACGUUAUCAUUGUGAAAAGAAAAGCAGGUCAUUAAUCAAUUUCGAAUAUACCAAGAAGUUUUAUCAAAAGAUCUUGAUCAUCAUUCAUAUAACCGAUAUUAAUGAUAACAUACCGACAUGUUCAUUAUUUCAUUCGAGAAUCUAUUUAAAUGAAAAUCGGAUAGAAAAAAAUCUCCUACAAAUCCAAGCAUUCGAUCCUGAUCUAGGUGAAAAUGGAACAAUUCAUUAUUCGUUGUUGAAUUACAACCAAUAUUUUUCUAUCGAUGUGCUAACUGGACAACUUGAUUGCAUAAAAUCGGUUGAUUACGAAGAGUAUUCUGCAAUCGAUUUGCAUAUUCUCGCAUCGGAUCAAGGUCUUCAACCACAAUUGCAAUCGAUAUGUACAACUGUUCAUGUUCUCAUCAACGAUACCAAUGAUAACACUCCACAAUUCUCAGUCGACAAGUAUGUCUUUGAUCUUUUUUCGGAUAUGCCACGUUAUUCCAUAUUCGGGCAAAUCUACGCGAUUGACGCUGAUAAAACCGAUCAGCUAAUCUAUUCGCUCAGCCCAAAUCCAUAUGUAACAAUUAAUACGCAAACAGGUCAUCUUCGCUUGAAACAUCAGUUACAUCGUCUCGUUAAUCAAGUGUUCAAUGUAACUGUUCAAGUGACGGAUGGUUUACAUAAGAAUCAAACAACAAUUAAUAUUUAUGUUAAAUCAUUUCCUGAUGCUCAAGAGCCUAUACUUUUACAUGAACCGGCAUAUGGAUUAACUAUUAAUGAAUCAUUAGCAGCUGGCUCAAUCCUAACGAAUGUUUAUCGUCGUUUGCAAUUGUUGGCAUCAACAAUUGAUUUCAUUGAAAUCAUUCACGAUGGAAUUAAAUCGUCAUUUGCCAUCGAUCAGCAAGGUUACCUUCGUCUAACUCAAUCGUUAAUUGGUUUAUCAAAAUCAUCAUAUUGGCUGACAAUACGUUUAACUCGUUAUCGUGCUCAUCCAGCAUAUACAUUUGUUCAUCUUCAUAUAUCGAUACGACAGGAAAACUUUUAUCUCCCACAAUGCGUAGAUGUUUAUCAAAAUAUCAAAGUCUAUGAUUACGCAAGUCAACAUGCUUUUCAUCGCGUCGAAGCGGUUUCGUUGAAUAAGAAUUCUCAUCUACAAUAUUCCAUCGUAGACAAUGAGAAACUCUUCUCGAUCGAUCAACGAACUGGUUCGCUGAGUUUACUCUCAUCGAAUCAGAAUAAUAAUCGUCGAUUAAAGUCCGAUUAUCUUCUAACUGUGGUAGCAUUCGAUACACAGUAUAAGUUAUCUGCGCAUUGUUAUGUUAAUAUUCAUCUGAUUCGACGACGGCAAUUGAUACCGAAGUUUUUCUCGGCACCGAAUUAUAACAUUGAUAUGAUUGAAAUCGAUCGUCAGAGUGGCAGAUUGCGGCAACGUCUAUUUCAAAUCGUUGCACUUUUGGAUACGAAAGUCUAUAGCAAAAAACUGGAAAUACGCUACCGGAUUGUCGACUCAAAUCAACAUUUUGUCAUCAAUCGACAAACAGGAUACAUUGCUGCAAAACAACCGUUGAAAGCUUAUACAACAUACGAAUUUAAUGUUGAAGCAUUUACCGUUGCAUAUCGAUAUGAUAUUCUAUCGGAUGCAAAUGAAAACGAAGAAGAUGAGACAUCAAGCCGCGGAAAAUGGCGUAUCGUUUCAAGUCGUGUUUCUCUGCCGAUCAAAAUACAAAUUUUACCAAGUAUUGAUGUUAAUAAAUCUUCGUUAACAUCAAUUGAUUCAACCAUCAAUAUCGAUUUGCUAACAACCACGGAAGUUGGUUCAACAAUAUUACAUCUCGGCAUGAAUAAUCGUCAUAAUACAACCCAAUGGUUUAUCAUGAUUGGAGAUAUUCGCCAUACGCGAUAUUUUCAUGUAGAUUUCCAAACGGGUCAACUGAUUCUCAUUCGUCCUAUUGCCGAACUAGUCAAUCAAACGAAUCUCAUUGAUCUUCGUAUCAAUGUUACGAAUGACUGGAUGAAUAUGAAUACGAUUAAAGUUCUUAUUCGUAUCGUAAACAACUCCGUUCCAUCUAUGGAAUUUUCUCAAAGGGAUUAUUACAGUUCCAUCUCACGAAAUAUUCCAAUCGGUGCUGAAAUCGCUCGUCUAUCAAUUGAAAAUCCUGCCAGCGAUUGUUCUUAUUCUAUUGAUACAGUCGAACGAAUUAAAUCGAAAGACUUAUUUCGUAUCAAUCCAUCGUCAGGCUCAAUUACAGUCAUGAAUUCACUGGUGAAUUCGGCGAGUCAAACACAUUUGUUAACGAUUCUAUAUCGUUGUCAACAUAAUUAUCAAAUUGCACAUACGAAUUUGCAUAUCAAUAUUCUUGAUGAAAGAAAUCUAUCAAAUCAAACUAAGAAAUCCUAUCAGUUUAUGCAAGAUAACUAUCUAGUUAUCUUCGAAACAUCAUUGGCAGCAAACCGACGGAAAUAUUUGAUGAAUUUUGAAUUGAUUAAUUACGACGAGGAAGGAAUUAACCGAAUCCCAUCGAAUGCACAAAUUCUCCGAGGUGAUCCGCUAGGUUUAUUCUCGAUUGAUUUAUCAAACCAAUCGCUUUACCUCACUGACGAGUCACAUGCACGUUCAUAUAUAUAUCCCUUAAAUUUAACAAUUAUUGACACAUCACAGUCCGAACCAAUUACCACAAUUGUGACGUUAUUCAUCUCGAAUAUUGGCAUUUAUUUUCCAUGUCCAUCGUAUCUCAAAAUAUCUCCAUAUCUUUUCACAUACGAAUCUUCUCCUUCGAGAAGCAUUGAUCAUCUCACAGGACAACAAUACAAACCCUACAAUUCUUUAACCAUUCGUGCAUUCGAUCCAUUUACACCAUUGAAUGGCGAAGCAUCAAAUCUUGCUGAAUGCACCAUUCAUUCGAAAGAUAAUCAAACGCCUAUGGACUCAAUGAACAUCUUAGACUUCACCUUUCCAAAUGAAAUCUAUUCGGGUUACAUGAAUAGUUCGUUCGGUUCGUCUGCAUUCGUUUACAACAAUCAACAAGAACCAUUGCAUAUCGAUUUGAAGAAUUUGUCAAAUUCAUUUGAUAUCAGUUACUAUCUAUUGAAUCAAACACACGUGAACUUCUUUCAACUUGAUGAAUAUGCUGGUUUAAUUAAAUACCAUUCGUUUGAGAGUUUGUUGAAGCGAUAUUCAUUUCUUGUCUAUGCAAAUUAUCACUCAUUGAUUACAUUUACACGUUUGAAUCUUGUUGUUAAUCGUGAAAUUCCAGUUGAGAAGAGAGCAUUUCAAUCGAUUUAUGAAUUUAAAUUAUCUGCACCAUUUGUAAACAAUUCCACAAUUGGACACUUGAAUAAAACGAGUAACAAUUGGACGAUUUUGAAUGAUCAGAUCUCGCCGAUGAUAUCCAUCGAGAAAACGGGAAGAUUAUUCGUUCGAAAUCGAACACUACUUAUCACAAAUGGAAAUUUCUACGAUUUUCUCAUACAAGACGAUGAUUCACAAAUUGCUCGUGUCCAAAUGAUCAUCAUCAAUGAAAUCAACCAAAUAUCUGAAUGUGUACUAAAUCAUCUGGAUUAUUCUACCGACCGACAAUUGAUUGGCUUCGUUGAAAUCUUGAAUACCAAUCAAACCGAACCGAUUUGUGGUCAGACACGUCGACACUCAUUUGAAUUAUUAAAUUACAAUAAUCUGUUCAUUCUUGACCGUCAGUAUGGUUUAUUACGCUAUAGAAAUCGAGACAAAACUAUCGACGAUGAUGUCUUGUUGCUGAUUAAAUUGGAAAACUCGAAAUGCUUAAUAACCGUCGAAAAGACUCAAGCGACAGUUUCGUACAUAAUGAUUAGAAAUGGAAGUCAGUUACACACGGAAUUCAUCGACAAAUACCAUAUUGCAGAGAACUCUGGUCGAUUCAGACUACCGAACAAUACUCUAGUUCAAUAUGACAUCGUUUCAUCUCAAUCACCAUUAUUUUCUCAACCAUCGUACGAAUUUCACCUCAAUCUGUCUAACUACAUGAACCGUUCGAUUCUUCUCGGCCAAAUCAUUGCUCAACCAUAUGACUUGAGCCGCAGUCAUCUCGUCUAUGAAUUUAGUCAUGAUCAUCCGAAAUAUUACCUUCUCAAUCCAGACAAUGGUACUCUGGAAUACUUUUCCAAUGAAUUCUAUAAAAAUACUUCGGAACAUUUUCAAAUCAUUGCUCGCGAUCUAAUCUAUCAACAGAACAUGACAAUUAAUGUCACAAUUCAUGUGAUCAAUCCAUAUGAACUUUCAUCGCCCAUUUAUGAGAAAACCAUUUCGGAAAUUCUUCCACCUGGUUCAGUUGUCUUUCAUACAAAUUCUUCGUCACUCGAGGAUUAUAAUCGAAAUCUGUUCAAACUCAAUCCAACAUCUGGUGAUAUUGUACUUAUUAAUUACCUAACUGAACCAUUCUAUUCGCUUAAAUUUCGUUCGAGCAGCGAAACAUCAAUUCUUAAAUUAACAAUCAAUGACUAUAAUAAUCACCCGCCAAAUUUUCUCAAUCCUCCAUUGAGCUUAAUACUUUCCUCCUCGCAAACAUUUCUCACCAAAUUCUCAGCAAAUGAUCUCGAUUUCGCCGACAAUCUUCAUCUUAAAUACCACCUCCUCAAUCAAGACGAUCAUCGAUUCUUUUCAAUCAAUCACACCAGCGGAGUUCUGACACGAACGAAUCAAUCAUUAGACAAAGAUUUCUAUCAGUUAAACAUUGCUGUUAGCGAUGGCUUGUAUUUAACUAAAACUUACAUUCAAUUACAAUUCAAUAACUAUUCCGGCAAUCAACCGAAAUUCUCUUCGAAUGAAUAUGUAUUUGACUACGAUCCAACAAAAGCCGUUCUUGGACAAAUCUCGGCGUAUGACAUCGAUCGGAAUGAUCAGAUCACUUAUGAGCUGCAUCUUCAAUCCAGUGGAAUCGAAAUUGAUCCACGCUCAGGUGUAAUUCAAGUGAAUAAGACUUCGUUUACCAAAUCAGUCUACGAAUUUUAUGCAUCAGCCAAAGAUCUUGCUCAUCAAAUCGUUUAUGCAAAGGUUAAAUUGGUUUACUCGACUCAACCGAGAUUUAACUCUGAUUUGUAUUAUAUUUCACUGAUCUCAUCUCAAGUGAGUGUCCCGAUGGAAAUUUUUCAGUUUGAAAUCGUUGACUCAUUCAACCAACCGAUCAAAUCGGCGAAGUACCAAUUGAAAAAUCAAACAAAUCUAUUCGACAUCCAGGAAAAUCGAUUGAUGCUCAAAGAAAAUCUCGUUCCAACUGACCGAUACCAUCUGACCGUCAAUGCCUAUUGGAAGAAUUUUGUUAUUCAAACAUCAGUGCAAAUCAAUUUCGUCGAACGAACAUUUCAUUUAGAGAAGAAAUCUUACGACUUUCAACUGGAUAAGCAAGUAUUAAAGGAAAAUAUUCCUAUUGAAACAUUUCCAAUCGAUAAGUUAACACUGAAAAUCCUUCCGACAUCAUUAACGCAGAAUCAUUGUCACGAAAACUUCUACAUUCAAUCCAAUGAACUUUUCUUCAAAACUUUUCCGAUCCUGUCCGAUCUGUGUUUCUUUGAAUUACAUCUCACCGAUCAGAUCAGCGUAUCAUCGAGUCAAGUGAAAGUUCUCUUCGGAAACUUCACCCAAGCACCAACAUUUUCUUCGGAUGUUUACCGAUUUUAUGUCUAUGAUCACCAUUACGAUGAUGUGUUUCGAGUGUUUGCACAGAGUUUCAAUUCAAUUCGUUAUCAGUUACAACGUAACUCCUACGGAUUAUUUAUUAAUCAAACCAACGGCAUGCUAAGAUUUAUCUAUCAUUCGAAAUCGAUCGAAGAUUUGGAUAAAAUUGAAUUGAAUGUAUAUGCGAUGGAUGACAAAACAAAUGCGAAUAGCACAGCUUCGAUUGAAAUCUUAUUCAAUGUACGAGAGCAAUUUCAAAUACCAACGGAAAUCAACUCGUGUCCAAACCAAGUAAUUCAACUUUCAGAUCGAAGUCUACCAGGAACCAUCAUACAAGAAAUCAGUUUGAAUAAGAAUAGUUCGAAUAAUUAUUAUAUACUUUCUGGAGAUUCCUAUGGUCUGUUUGCGAUAAAUAAUUUCGGACAACUUUAUUUGACAUCACCACUACUGAACCAAACAGUGAAUGAAUAUUUUCAAUUGAUUAUUCUGAUCAGUUCGUCACCGUUAAGCUAUUGUCAAACGAAUAUUUCGGUUCUACGAACGCCCAAAUGGUCAUACUUCGUAUGUCCAGCGAUACCAAUUCAGUGGAUGAUCAAAGAAGAAUCUCCAAUAGGAACGAUCAUUGGCACAGUUAAAGAGACAUUACUAUCAAUUAAUAAUAACUCAUCUGAGUUGAUUGAUCGAUUACAAUUUAAAGUUAAUCCUACGACGAAUUCGGAUGCACAAUCAUUUCUACUCAAUUCUCAAACAGGUCUGCUUACAUCGAACUCGCGAUUAGACUAUGAACAAAAAGCAUUCUAUUCAUUUUCAAUUGAUUUACAACCGAAUGAAUUGAAUUGCUCCAUAUCAGUAAUCGUUAAGUUAAUCAAUAUCAAUGAUAAUCCAAUAGUUUUCGAUCGAAAUUCUCUAACUUACAAUCUGACUGAAAACAACCCUACUCCAUUCUAUAUUGGCCGCAUUCAGCUUGUCGAUAUCGAUCAUCUAUUCCAAUCGAAUUACGUAUUUUACCUACAAAAUUCUUCUUCACAGAUAUUCAUCGAUCAAACUACUGGUUCGAUUCUUCUCUAUGAACAACUCAACCGGGAGCACUACGGUCCACAACUCAGCUAUCAAGUCAUGGCAAUUGACACAAACAAUCGAGAGAAUUAUCUGUCUGACGCCUUAAUUCUGCAUAUCAACGAUUUGAACGACCAUGGACCCAAAUUCGAUAGAAAUUACUACUCUGUUAACAUAAGUAAAACAAUUCGAUCGAACACGAAUAUAUUUCAAUUGAAUGCAACAAGCGAAGAUCCAGUGGCGAAUGGAAAUUUUCGAUAUUCUUUGCAAAACUCAACGGAAUUCUUUACGAUCGAUGAACAAACAGGAAUAAUCCGAUUGAGAACAUCACUUCCGACAACAAUGUCGAAUAUAACAGUGAAUGUUGAAGUAUUCGAAGAUGGAAUUAAUUUAACUGACUCAACAAAUGUAUUUAUAUCGAUAAUUAAUGAUGAUAACAAUUACUUUAACUUAGAAAAUCGAGAUAAUUGCAUUCUCGACGAGAACAAACCAAUCGGAACAAUCGUUUGUACAAUCGGUAAAAGUUCCGAUGAAUUCGUCUAUGAGUUAAUCGAUAGAACCAACGCUUUUCAAAUCUUCGAGUCAAAUGGUACGAUUAUUAGCCGUAAAAUCUUUGACUACGAAACGGAUCCACGUCAAUACAAUGUUACAAUCGUUGUCAAAGAUCGAGAAAAUCAAACUGUCCCAUUAUCUUCACUGAAUUUGACAAUCUCCAUUCGAAAUAUCAACGAUAAUUAUCCGGAGUUUCUAACAAAGAACUUCACUACGCUGAUUUAUUUCUAUCACCCAUCAGUCAAUACCGUUCUGCAUAAGAUCGAAAUUAUUGAUAAAGAUCAAUCGAACUUAACAUUUCAAAUUCUCAAUGAUACAUUUUCAUCGUACAAACUUCGACAAGAUGAAAACGGUACUGAAUUGAUCCUCAAUGAGCCCAUUCUUCUCGACCAUGAGGAUCAUUUGAUCAUCCGUGUUUGGGAUAAUCAAACCUUAUCAUCUGCGUAUUAUGUUGAUCUUUACUUACAUAUCAUCUAUCUUCAACGACAGGUUCUUCUUCCAGCACUCAUUCCACGUACCAUCGACGGAUAUAUUAAUCUUGAUGAAAAGUAUCCUCAGAUUAAUUUCGGUGAAUUGUCUCUUCAGAAUCAAUCCAAUUAUCAAUUUGUGUCGUAUAAUCUACUUGCCAAUAAACAGUUUUCACUCAAACAAAUCUCCAAUAACCAAACGGAGUUGUAUUUCAAUUCAUAUCAACAACAGUUGUACUCUCAGCAACAGAAACAUCAACGUUUAUUACAAUUUCAAAUCGAACUAACUGUCUUUGCCGUUGACCAGCCGAUAUCGAACAUGAAUUUUUACAACAAUACAAUUAUUUAUCUUCCACUCGACAUCAAAUCUCACUUAAAAGCUCAAACCAUCGAUGUACAUCUCUGGUCAAUUGAUCGCGAAAUGUUAGAUCGAACAAUAUCUUUGCUUGUCAAUCUCGAUCCUCGGUCAACUUACGAGCAGUUCAUUAUUCAUACAUUACCAUUACUACGCGAAAAUCUAGCUGUAAUCGUUGGCGUUCACAUGCGUCAUGUUCAUCUUUAUUCAUUCGAUAUGAAAACUCCGUACCAAAUCGAAAUACUCAUCGCAGUUAUUCGGUAUCCAUCCCGUCUACGACCACCACGAUAUAUCCACAAAAAAUUACUUUAUAACGUCUUGCGCAACUCUAGUAAUGUCUUCGAAAAGAUUCCAAAUAUCAAAUCCAUUGAAAAGAUUUCCAUUAACCAAUGUCAUACGAAAUCGUGUGAAAACAACGGUCGAUGUACCAGUCAGAUCAAAUUGUAUCAAAAUCAGUACGACUACUUCUAUUACAAUACAUACGAACGUCUGAUACCGAAAUAUCAAUGGAACAUUAAAUGUCUUUGUUUGAAUCAUUUCUACGGGCAACAUUGUCAAUUCAAGCAAGAUUAUCAAUCACCAUGUUCGUCUAAUCCAUGUUCGCCAUUGGAAAGAUGUAUCGAAGAGAGUUCUACAUUGUACACAUGUCAGUGUAUCGAUGAACCAUGUAAUCAGAACGAAAUUCUGCCGGAAACAACGUUGAAUUGUAUUAAUAUUAAUUCACCGACGUGUCGCGAUUCUUCGAAUACUCUGACAUUCGAUGGUUACAGUUUUGUUCGAAUGAACUCAUCGAUGAAUUUAACGCAGCAUACGAAUAUUUCGUUCACAUUUCGCACGCAGGUUGGCCAAGGUAAACUGCUGAAGAUGAUCUCGGUUGACGAGAAAAAGAAACAACAUCUACUAAUCAUUCAAAUCAUGGAUAAUCAUGUUAAUGUUGAACUAAAUAGAAAGAUUCUCUUUCGAAUCAAUGAAGUCGUCAUCAACGAUGGUCUCUGGCAUCAUAUCUACUUUUCCAUUGAUUACACACCAACAAAUCAAAACUUCUACUAUCUUCUUCGUCUCGAUCAUGUUUUCAGCAAUAGAAUUCAACUGUUUCAACCAAUAUCGACAAAUCAACUGAAACAAAUCUAUAUUGGCAAUGAUUUUCAUGGCUGUCUAGGUAACCUAACGUUGAACACUCAAUUGAUCUACCUUCAAAAGCAAGAGAAUAAGUCAUUUAUCGAACAUGUCGGUACCAACACCGGUUGUCAACUAGCCGAGAUUGAAUCGCGUACACUGAGACAAUACACUGACAAAGAUGAUCUGUGUUCGUUGUAUCACCCAUGCUAUAACGGUGGUAUCUGUGUUAGUCAAACAACGAAGUACGGUUCAAGUUUCACAUGUAACUGCUUGAAACCACGUUUUACUGGUCGACAAUGUCAACGUGAUUUACAACCAUGUGAAAGUCAUCCAUGUUUAUUCAAUGAACAAUGUAUUCCAUCAAAUGAUGUUAAUGUUUCUUAUUCGUGUAUAUCAUCAUUAGGAAAUUUGCCUAUGUCAACGAAGAAUCUUUUAUAUGUUGGUCUAGCAGUGACGUUUUGUACAUUUGUAUUAGUGGUCUUGUUAUUUCUGUCAUUGAUCAUCUAUUGUCAACAGCAGCGAAAAGAGAAGAAGAAAAAACUGAAUAUUCACAAUGAUAAGCCAUUAGUGUCGGCGCCAUUGCUGAUUCAGAAAGCGUCACCUUCGUUGUCACCAGCGAAUCAAAUUGAAAGUCCAAUGCCAACGUUAAUCAAACGAAAUUCUAAUGGUAAACAAACUGUUGAAACAAUGGCUCUAGUUGAUAAUAAUCUUGAGCAAACAACAUUAAAUAAUUUUAAUGAUAAGCAAACCAACGAUUCAAAUGACAAAUCCGCUCUCGUGAUUGAUAAACAUCAAUAUGAAUCUCAUGAAUCGUUGAAUCGUCGACGCAGUGAUCCAAAAUACUAUUCAACGAUUGGAAAAAUGAAUAUCCCUCCAGAUAACUUUCUUGCACAUUACAAUAGUAUUGAUUAUGACACAACACGUAUGCCACUUGUUGAUCCUAAAUCUCCUGAUCUAUUUGACUUUCCCUCAUCACCAACAAAAUACUUCAAUGGUCAUGAUGACAAGCAUUCCAAUACUUAUCAAAUUUGUGUCAAUUCGUUAUCGAAUCUCGCGGAAAAACUUGUUGAUCAGAAUGAUAUCGAAUUAACUCAUUCGUCGAACGAUUCGUCAAAUAACGAACAAACUUUAUUGACCUCGCCUGUCUCCAAUGGAGAACGAAAACGUUCAUUAUUCAAUGGUGGUAGUUCGCUUAGUAUACGAGCAUCAAAUUCAUCUCUGCAAAAAGCUCCAGUGUAUGCCAAAAUCAUUAAAACUUCAUCCAAAAAUUCCACUGGUGGCAUGAGUACCAUUGAACGUCUUCGUUUGAGUGGUUCACCAUUGCGACUUCUCUCCUCAUCACCAACCUACGCACGAACAACUUCAUUUUUCAAAGGCAAUGCGAAUCAAGAUAAUGACAAACAUUCAACAUUAGCAUCAUUGCCCUCGUCAUCAACGCCAACAAGUAAAAUAUCGAAGAUCAAUCCAACUUCGUGGAAAAUCAAUCCGAGAAAAUUAGACAGCCUCAAAGUGAGACGGAAUAGUCGUUAUACCGAUGAUGACGAUGACGACAACUAUAACACCAAUCAGACUAACAAUGAAACAAGCCAAUUAACAAUGAAAACAACAAUGAUCAAUCGUCUGCGACAUGCAAGUGAAUCUGAUUUAACAAAAGAGCAUGUCAAUGGGAAAAAAUCAACGAAAUUAUCCUCAUUUUUUCAAACAGAAGUCUAG
Molecule: messenger RNA, 13035 nt
Organism: Adineta ricciae
Lineage: Eukaryota; Metazoa; Rotifera; Eurotatoria; Adinetida; Adinetidae
Source: the annotation of a GenBank genome assembly